CUGGGUAAAGCUCAAUCCGCCCGGCGCCGCUACCUGCCUCACUACCUCACUCUCUCUCUCAGUCGCGGGCGGGAAGUGUGAGAGAGUGUGUGUCCCUCCCCGCCUCAGACGUGCCCCAGUGACUCCCUGUCAAGCAUGGCGCGCCGCCCCCCUGCCACUGGGCUUCUGGUGCGCGCAUGUCUACCGUUCCUCCUGCUGCUGGUGAGGACGGCGACCGCGCAGGAGCCUAGCAAGGGCUCCGCCGUCCCGCUCAUGACGGAGGCGCUGCAGGAGGUAGUCCCGGCGUACCUCCGUGACGAGUCCUCUUUCUGGAACCUGUGGCAGUACUCGCUGGAACACGAUGCCCCCCGGGGACCCGUCAUCAGGGGCAGUGCGAGCCUGGAGGCCAAGACAGUAUUGGCUCCGAGCAUAGGCGCCGAAAUGCAUCUGGUGCCUCAGGACGCUGGCGAUGUCCGCUUUGGCACCACCCCCGCCCUCCAGGCACUCCGUCGCGACUACCUCCUGGAUCAUCUGCUGCCCGAGUCCCUGGCGCCCUCAGACCCCCGCAUCUCCACCGGCGUCUCCCUCAACACGGCCUCCGGGAAGGAAGUCACUUUUACCAAGGAUGAGACGGGUGGCGUGCGGGUGAAUGGCGUGGCCGUGGAGCGCACCGUCAGCUUGGCCGGGGACACCUACGUCUACUUCCUUUCCGAUAUCCUCUUCGACAACCGCCAUCGAGUCACCUCCGCCUUCCACCGCCACCACGACAUCGACCUGGCCAACGACCCCCUGGGACCCCCCUGGACCUGGAGAUGCCCGUCAUUAGGGCCCCGGCACCCCCUCCCCCAGGCACCCCAGGCAUACCCAAGCCCCCAGCUAUUCCAGUGGCACUACAGGUCGUCAGAGCGCCUGCACCCCCAGUCAGGCCCCCGUCGCCGCCCCAGGUCGUCAGGGCACCGGCGCCUCCAGGACAAAACGAGCCACGCCCCCCAGCCAGCCCCAUUGGAAUAGUCAGAGCUUCAGCAUCUCCCCCAGCAGUCUUCCCCCCUGCGCCCCCUGAGGUGGUGGGGCCUCCCGCCGCCCCUCCGCUAGGCGUCGCUGUGAGGGCCCCCGCACCGCCCCCUGGUAACACUCCGCAACUGGUAGGUCCCCCCGCCCACCGCCAUCCGCCUGCCAGGUCCCCCGCGCCGCCGUCAGGAGGCGUGGGAGCGGCAGUGGCGGCCACGCUGACCACGAUGAUAUUACUCUAAGGGCGCCCCCAGACAACACACCCAUCCCUUUAACCUGCCCUGGAGUGUGUUGGGUGGUGAGGGGCUGCUCUGCCCACCCACCCACCCACUGCAAACUGCCGCAAGGACUAGCUAUGUCCUUCUCUCUCUCUCUCUCUCUCUCUCUCUCUCUCUCUCUCUCUCUCUCUCUCUCUCUCUCUCUCUCUCUCUCCAUGCCCCGCCCUAAUGUCCGGUUGGGGCUCCUUCAACCUGCUAUCCUCCUUUGCCUCUCACUCCCUCCCUCCCUCCCUCUCUCCCCUUCUUUCUUCCCUCUCUCCCUCCCACUCUCCCCACUCCUUCCUUACCUCACAUUGCAACUUACGCCUGUUCCCGCCCUCUCUCUCUCUCUCUCUCUCUCUCUCUCUCUCUCUCUCUCUCUCUCUCUCUCUCUCUCUCUCUCUCUCUCUCUCUCUUUCUGUCCUUCCCUUCCCUUCCCUCCUUCCUUCCUUCCUCGCCUCCUACACUCCUCCUCUUAAGGCUGUUCCUUUUUUUUUUUUAUUAUUCUAUUUCGCAAUUUUCACUUUCUCUUUAUUGGGCAAAUGGCGCCUUUGAAUUCCUUUUCCAUUAUAUAUAUUGUUUUUUUUUCUGUUCUUAGUCUUCAGUGGUCUCUCUCUCUCUCUCUCUCUCUCUCUCUCUCUCUCUCUCUCUCUCUCUCUCUCUCUCUCUCUCUCUCUCUCUCUCUCUCUCUCUCUCUCUCUGAAACACCUACACCUACACAUACAUUACGAACAACAACAACAACAACAACAACAACAACAACAACAACUACCACUACUACCACUACUGCUACCACUGCUACUACUACUACUACUACUACUACUACUACUACUACUACUACUACUACUACUACUACUAUUACUACUGCUGCUGCUGCUGCUACUACUACAACCUAACCCACUGACCAGCAGGUGUGCUCGACUGACCAAUAAGAAAGAGACUUCCUACCUCACCUUUAGCCUUAGACAAAAGCCUUUCCUUUACUAUUAAGCAAGCUAUAAUUCACUGUUACGUCACUGCCUUUGUUUUCACCUCGGAGUUUCUGGCUUGUCUUUCCUCUCUUAUCUUGACUCUUUCCUUUCCUAUUGUUUUUAUACCAAGAGCUUUCCUUUAUUCUUGAUCUUGAACUUCCCUCUGAUAUUAGAAGCUUUAUUUUAUUGUUAGAUAUAUGUUGUUUCUGUAUUCUAAAGACGCUUCUCUUGAACUUUAUGUAAACUUUAAUGAAAGUCUUGCUGUGCCUUAAACUUUUCUCUGCCCCUUAAAUUCUAAACCUCUAACCUUUGUGACGUUAAAAUACUCAUCUCUUAGAUUAUAUAUAUAUAUAUAUUUUUUUUUUCAUUAACACUUAGAUAUUAGUUUAGUGUUAGAAUAAAUUAAUCUUAACCUUAGAAAUGUGCUUUACACUUCACCAAUACGCCCAAGACUCUCUCUCUCUCUCUCUCUCUCUCUCUCUCUCUCUCUCUCUCUCUCUCUCUCUCUCUCUCUCUCUCUCUCUCUCUCUCUGUUCGUAUUCUCCCACUUUUAGAAAACUUUCUUUAAAUAAAAAAAAAACUUUAAUCUCAUCUUCUAUAUUCGUAUACGUAUUUUCUACAUUUUUUGCACCAUUUCCUUCGAUACACCUCCUCCAACGACCCACCAAAAAAAAAAAAAAAAAUUUCGAAAUUUUCCUUUAAUCUUCAUAUCUUACAUUACAACCUUAUCACUUCCCUUUCAUGCAUUCCUGCCACUUCCAUGCAUACACCUUCCCCAAGAAAAGCAUUACCCAAUUUCUGAAGCCCUUUGAAAUGCAAAAAAAUAAAAUAGAAUAAAAUAAUGAUAAUAAUAAUAAAUAAAUAAAUUAAAAUAAAUUAAAAUAAAAUAAAUAAAAUAGAUAAAUAAAUAAAUGUACCCUAAUCAUUUCCCUUCACAUUUUUUUUCUUUUUUCUUUUUUUCAAUUUCUCCAACGCAUCUACAAAAAAAAAAAAAAAAAAAAAUCCAUUUCCGAACCUUGCAAACAUUCCGGCACUCCACAAAACCCAGAAUGAAUUUCACACUUACACCUCUUCCUCUACAGUCCCUUAUGAUUCUCUCCACUCUCCGUGCUUUCCUUUGCGCCUCAGAGCCUCUCCCGUAGUCUUGACACAGCCGGGCAAUUACUAACACGCGCGUAAAGGUGUACUCAAUUAAUCAUAAGCCUAAUGAGCAAAACGUCCAUUGUUGUGGUAAUUUAUUGGUAAGUUAUUAGGUGCUUGGGGGACAUGCUUGUGAUGUAAGGCCACUGGAGGAGGAGGAGGAGGAGGAGGAGGAGGAGGAGGAGGUGAAGGAGGAGGAGGAGAAGGAGGGAUGGAGGAGGAAGAGGAUAAAGGAAUGUUUCUAUGCAUUUUUCCUCCUUCUUAACCUCCUCUCUCUUCUUAGCCUCCUCUUCCUCCUCCUCCUCUUCCUCCUCCUCCACUAAAGCCUUGUGUACUGCCUCAGACGGACAAAUAAAUAAAGAGUCUAACUGGU
Scylla paramamosain (green mud crab) is the source of this 3728-nucleotide messenger RNA. RefSeq lists its product as uncharacterized. NCBI's taxonomy places the organism in Eukaryota, Metazoa, Arthropoda, Malacostraca, Decapoda, Portunidae. The transcript is spliced from 3 exons. The record is from RefSeq and is a predicted model, not a curated record. Bases 136 to 990 code for a protein of 284 amino acids.